AUGCAGUUUUAUUGGACAUUGCCUCGGGCGUUCUAGCGGGGAAACUAGAUACUGUACAAUGUAGUAAAUACGAAUCUAAUUAGAAUAGGGUACGCACCUUACGCUCGGCUUGGUUAAAAUUGCUCUUACAAAUCCAGAAAGCCCUGGAGCGGAUGCACAGCUCUCGUGGCGGUGCUCAACUUUUGUUACAAAUGAUUAUUUAUUAGUUAUGUUUUGUCUCCAAAACUAUUUGAAAUGAACGCCUGUCAAGUUCCUUGUUGAAUGUAAAUACAUUAUAUACAAGCGAAAGAUAUUCGUCUUUAUUACAAAUCCUUAUUACAUUUAGGAUUAGAUAUCAUCAUGAAGUGCUAGGGUAAUAUUCAAUCGUGGAACUUUUCACAACUGACGAGUAUUUCGAUGGAGAACAAGGCCAUGUACCUGAGCUCGUACGAGGAGCGGGAGAAUGGAUCCUUCUACGAAGAGGGCUACGAAGGGAUGAACAGCAGAAACCUGUCCAAGCUGAACCUGUGUGAAGAAGUCGGCUCUUCCAAGAGGAGACGAAAGGCUGACGGCUGCUGUGCCCACCUGGACUCCCUGUCGGCCAUCAAGUACGCCAUCGUCUCCCUGUACAUCCUGGUGCUCCUCAGCAUAUUCGGCCUCUGCAUCGCAGUUUCCAGGUCACAGGCAUCUUCGGAGAAGCAGGAAGCCAUGAUCGAGAACGUGACUCAAAUGGGCGAGAGGUACCGGGAGCUGCAGCAGUCCGUGGGCCAGCUCUCCGGCCAGACCGACGUGCUGGAGAACAUCUGGAAGCUGGAGAACCUCUUUCAGAACCACUCUCAGACGCUGGUGCAGCUGGACCUGGCGCUGCGCAGGCUGGAGCAGGACGUGCGCGGCCUGCAGGCCCGGUCCGAGGAGACGGCCGGCUCGGUGUCGCGGCUCUCCGAGCGCGUGGGGGGUGCGGACGCCCCCCCCGGCCGGCAAAACGCCAGCAGCCUGAGCGAGGGCCUGGCGCACGCCGUCACCUCCCUGGAGACGCAGGACGCCCUGCUGAGGGAGACGUCCAGCCAGGUGGGCGGCCUCAGGGACAGGCUGGAGGACAUCGGCUGGACCAUCAACCGGACCUUCUACAGCGACAUCAGCAUCCACCACCUGAAGAUCCAGGACCUGCAGGUCCAGAUCAGCAACGUGACGCAGAACGCCAGGACUAUGAGGGUGGCGCAGGUCCACAUGGAGGAGCAGCUGAGGAACGAGAUCGAGAUCCUGAACACCAUCACCGAGGACCUGAGACUGAAGGACUGGCAGCAGUCUGUGGCUCUGAAGAACCUCACUCUCAUAGAAGGGCCUCCGGGACCAAAGGGUGAAAAGGGAGAUGUGGGGCCCCUAGGGGACCCAGGAUUACCUGGCCUGCCCGGGAUUGCAGGGUUCCCCGGGGAAAAAGGAAUCCAAGGUCCACGUGGUCUAAAGGGCCCAGCCGGAAACGGCGGACUCCCCGGGACCAAAGGUGAAAUGGGACCCAGAGGGCCAAAAGGUGAAAGAGGAGAAAGGGGUCAAAAAGGCGACAAAGGAGAUAGAGGGGUCCUGGGUGAAAAGACAGUGGAAGAGACCCUGCUGAGGCUGGUGAACGGCUCCGGUCCACACGAGGGACGGGUGGAGGUGUUCCACGAGAAGCGCUGGGGCACCGUGUGCGACGACGUGUGGGACAAGAAGGACGGCGACGUCGUCUGCAGGAUGCUGGGCUACAAAGGAGCCAGGGAAGUUCACAAAACCGCUCGGUUCGGCCAAGGCGUUGGACUGAUAUGGAUGGACGACGUGGCCUGCGCUGGCACGGAGGACACCAUUCACCAGUGCAAGUUCUCCGGCUGGGGCAAGACCAACUGCGGACACGUGGAGGAUGCCGGCGUCACGUGCAUCAUUUAGCGUACCCGGCUCCCGGACCUCACCGAGCUCACCUUAGCGCCCGCGGAGCUACAGCUAACAGGCGGCGAGGUAGCGAGGUAGCGCGUAGCGACUGCACCCUCCCACGCCCAUGUGCGAUUGAUUUAAGAGCCUGUCUCGCAAACAGGUUUUGACUUUGGGCUUCAAACAUGCCACUGGGUCAGCAAUCGCUCAUGUUUUAGUAAGCGUUAGCACAGCAGGUAUUACUGAAGGAGCCCUACUGCCAUAAGGAACCAACCAAAAGACAUAAUAAACAAAUGCAAGCCCACGUUAGGACAAUUACAAAGAACAGAGCCAUCAAAUGGCUUACAUUAAAAUGCAUAUGAUCUCCUGAUACAAUGAGAUCUGACAAAGCCUGUCAAGCUUUGUUCCAUUAUUUGGAGCCAAUGACCAAGCACUGUUUUUAUGACUAAGACUUGUGUGUUCUCUCUGAACAGCUCAUUUUGAUUUUAAUAAAGGAUUGCCAAACAUGCCUCUCAAGUCCUUGAAAAGUGCUUGGGUGGUUUGAAAAAAAAAACACUGCUUAGUUUAUAAAUGAGAAUGAGUACUGUAGCACCAAAAAAGGCUAAUUCAGACUUCAGAGAAGUUUAACAUUUGAAAGGAAAAUCUGAUUAAAUAACAGUAGCAUGUAAAUGAUAUGAAGUAAAACAUAAUUGAGCAAAAAUAACACUUUUUAGGUAAAAACUGUAAAGAAAAAAAAUCAUGUUUUUGGUAGAUCUUUUUUCACUUGUUUAGAUAAUGGCAGAAGAGGGUGAUAACAUAGUUGCAUGUGUUGCAACAGCCUACCAAAAAAAAAAAAAAAAAGAAGAAGACUGCAGAGAAACUAUGGACCAAACUAAUUAUAUAUUUUUCAAAUAAAGAAAGAGGUGAAACAGCAAGCUAGGGUAGUGUCCAGGAUGGGGCUUCAUAUGUAGAGAGGUGGUCAUUCCAAUGUGUGAUAUCAAUAAACACAUUGUUCACAGACGAAUUAAGUGGCUGAGCACUGAAUGGAAAUCCCUAAAGCAAGUACUGUGGUUCAACAAUAGUCCACCCCACCGUUGAACAGUGACAUCUCCAUUAUCUUCUGGCUGUUUUUGGCCCUCUUUCUCCCAUCUCCACACGACCAGACAGGGAGCUUGUACAAUACACAGGGCCUGAAUGACAUUGACACUGCAUGUCGAGUCUCACUGACAUUCAUGGAGUCCAUUGCCAGCAAAACGCUAUAUGGUACACCAGUGUGUUCUCAUUAACAAUGCCAACAGCCAAAGAUAACAAGUGCUCUUCUCUGCUUAUUUUCACUUAAAUUCUUCAUACACUCCUCCAGGGGACUAAAUCCCCUUUCCAAAAGCUGGAAGGCAUCUUUUCUUACUUCAUUUUUAUUCUACAGAAAUCUUUACCUAAAAAACAUGUACUCUAGUAUUGUAACGAGAGGUAUUUUUUUUAUACGAUUGCUGUAAUUAUCCUACCCUGUUUCCUCACAUAUUCAGCUUGUUAAAUAUGGUGGGAGAGCUCAGUUUGCGCAGAACUGCAAUUGUUUUAAAAAUCUGGCAACUUGAAUGCGGUUGGUUCAUUUGAGCCAGAUACUGUUUUGCUGUAAUUUUUUGACUGGGAAAUAAGGUUCCUUUUCAAGUGCCUUAACUACAUGUAUGUUAUCAAGAGUAUGUGUCUGUAAUAUGUUUUUUUUGUGAGCACGUUUGUUUAACUUUGAGUCAGGGCUUCAACUUUGUGAAUUUAGGAUCAAAUUCAAAACCAUUUUACUUUUAAGAAAUGCUUUAAGCUCCAUGAUACUUUCUAUGCAAAAGCAUUACAGUGUCAUGCAAAAUCCUUGAUGAAUCAAACCAACGUUAGGAUAUCUCUGUGACCUCAUUUUAAAGUUAAGAACUCAUCUCCCUUUGUGGGGGCAGUAGCCAACUCUUCCAGGAUAUUUGAAAUAGAAUGUCAAGUUAUUAAUAUUAAAUAUUAACAUCUUACUUCUAAGUCUCUGUGACAAAUCAUGCAUGAAAGAAUAUCUAGAGAGAUGCCAGAUUAACUGAAUGACAGCUCUGUUGUCUACACAAUUUUUUGGAUGAGACUAAUUCUUUUUGGCUGUUUGUUUUGUUGUAAUGGCACUUUGCUGAGAAUUUUGGCAUUUGUCCAAUAUUCCCUCUUCAGUUCUGACUGGCUUUAUAAUGUAACUGUUUUUUAAAUCUGGUAUGAACAGUACAUAAAUAAAUAUAUCUGAUGAGAACUUAUUUAAAAUUGUAUUUUUUAUUAUAUGCAUUGCAAAAAAUGUUAUGAUCUGAAAGACAUCUACUUGUGAGUUAAUCAUUGUGAAUAUCAACCUUUCAUAAACCGUUUGGAGAGAAAAUAAAAUACACUUUUGUUAA
Molecule: messenger RNA, 4259 nt
Organism: Anguilla rostrata (American eel)
Lineage: Eukaryota; Metazoa; Chordata; Actinopteri; Anguilliformes; Anguillidae
Gene: scara5
Product: scavenger receptor class A, member 5 (putative)
Exons: 9
Coding region: 397-1896 (499 amino acids)
Biological process (GO): iron ion transmembrane transport
Cellular component (GO): plasma membrane; dendrite; terminal bouton
Molecular function (GO): ferritin receptor activity
Source: RefSeq, a predicted model, not a curated record